CCUGGUUUCUCAGAGCAGAGAAGGCGGACAGGUGCCUCCGGACAAAGCCUCCGCCUCGCUGUGCAGUGUUGAAAGGCCUUCUCCUAGUCCUCGGGCUUUGUGUUUGUCCUUGUCCUUCUCCUUCUCCUUGGCCCUCGGAAUUGUGUUUGUCGUUGUGUUACGGUUGGGUUUGUGGCAGGGUGCCGAGGUUGGCAUCAUGGCGGGCUCUCGCAAAUUGUAGAGGGCGGAGAGGCUGCGGAGCUGCGGGCGCUACCGGUGCGUUUGCGUCAAGCUCGGCGUUUUCGCCCGCUGCAGGCUUUGCCUUUGCUUUUGAGUGUGUGCGGAGGGCAGUGGGACAUGUGCAUAUGUGCCCGAUGGAGCGUGGCUGCAAGAGGCAGCGGCCAGGACCACGUCCCGACCAGGAGCAGUCCACAAGGAGAGGUGAAAAGUCUUUCACUUGGGGAGAAAGAAUCCCUUGUUCCAUGAAAGCUGCCUGGUGGAAAAGGCCCAGGGGUCCCGAUGGACACCAAGAUGAACCUGAGGCAGCAUCAUGCCCUUGUCAUAAAGAAGGCUAAUGAUAUCUCACGUUGCAUCAGUGGAGUAUCUCAAACAGGUUAGGGAAAAUCGUCCUUCCCAUCUGAUCACCACUGAUGAGGCAAGACCCUGCCUAGUGUUUCAGAGAUUAAAGGGAUCUAGCUCAUGACACUUACCCUUGUUUCCUGGAGAUUAAAACAGCACUUGUAAUUGUCCUAGCAAAUGACCCUCUAAGAAGUCAGAUGAAUGAUUUUCUUCACCCUCCAAGAGAAAAAUAAAUUAAAUUAAAUGAAAGAAAUUAAAGUUUCCUCCCUUCAGGAAAUAUGUUCCAUCUCGGGAGUAGCUUUUCUGAAAUGCUUCACAAGUAGAGUUUGGCUCUGUAUAUUGGCUCGUUAAGUUGUCUUGCUAAACAGUUUCGUUCCUUAAAUUCUUUGUCCUGCUUGUUAGGGAGCAAGUGGUCCUCAUCCUGUCCUUUUUCUGGGAUGUAACACGAAUGUGAGAUUGGGCAACAGUUAUUCUCAUGGUAAUGCCACUUGGCCAUCCUUCCUUAAAAGCAAAGCAAGUCACGCUCAUGUAAUGCACUUUAGCCAUGUCCCCACGUCAGCAGGGAAAGGAUGGUGUGAGUCCUGUGUUUCAAUGCAGCACAAGUGCUGCUCUCUUUCUUGGCUGGUUCCUGGAUCUCUGUGUCUGAGAUGCAUGGGCCGUGUGUGCAUUUGUGAUGUGUGCUUCUCCAGUUUGGCCAGCAAGAAAGAUGCUUAGACAGAGUACUAUCACCUCCAGAGGACAGAAAAAACGUGCACAACCUGAGAUAGAAAAGGUGGGUUGGCUGUGUUCUGGAGAUUACCUCAAAGCUCUAGAAGUACUCAUGAUACUGGGAAUGAUGGUAACUGUAAAGCAGUCUGAACUUCAGUUUGCCUGGACUCAGAUUGACCGGCAAGAAACUGCCGGACUUUUGUGAAAGGCUGCGAGUCGGCGGCCAGGAGCGCGUCCCGUCCCGGAGCAGUCCCGCCGCAGGCCGCAGGGUGGUGCUCGUGGCCAAGGCGGCGGCGAGCGGCUGCGAGCGGGGAGGCGGCCGAGCCCAGCGCAGCGCAGCGCAGCCGGGAGGCGGCGGCGAGCGGUCGUCCGCGGCGUCCUCCGCAGCAGCCGCUGCCGGUCCCGGAGUGCCGCGCUGCGGGCCGCCAGCCGAGCUCGGCGAGAGGGAGAGAGGGAGGCCGCGAGGGAGGGCGCCCGCCCUUGGCGCCGCGCUGCUGCCGGGCGCCGCUUCCCGCGGAGGACUGCGGCAGACGGAGGGUGUCCGCCGCCCCGCCAUGGCGUCUGCAAGGCAAGUGCUUUGUCUGUGUGCUUUGCUGUGCGUGCCGCGCGUUCGCUGCGAGCCCAUCCGCUACUCCGUAGCCGAGGAGGGGGAGAGCGGCUCCGUGGUGGCCAACGUGGCGGAGGACGCGGGGCUGACGCCGGCGCAGCUGUCGGCUCGCCGGGCACGCAUUGCCUCCGCGGACGGCCGGCAGCAUUUUCGCUUAGAGCGCGCCACCGGCCGCCUCGUCCUGGCGGAGCGGCUCGAUCGCGAGGAGAUGUGCGGCCGCUCGCUUACCUGCACGCUCGCCUUCGAGCUCCUGCUGGAAAACCCGCUGCAGUUCUUUCGUGUCGAGGUGGCCGUGGAGGACGUCAACGACCACUCGCCGGUCUUUCCCGAGGAACGAGUCACUUUUCAGAUCCCGGAAAGGGGAGACCCUGGCUCGCGUUUCCCCGUGGAGGCGGCUCAGGACCUGGACGUUGGCAGCAACAGCAUCCAGGCUUACACUAUUGCUCCGGAGAACGAGUACUUCAGUGUUUCUUUUAAGCAUCCGAGAAAAAAAAAUGUAGAAUUGGUAUUGGAGAAGCCUCUCGACAGAGAGGAGCAGCCAGAGCUGCUUUUCAGUCUCAUUGCUACAGACGGUGGCUCUCCACCUAGGAGCGGGACCACCCAAAUCCACAUCGUAGUUCUAGAUGUAAAUGACAAUGCUCCCUCCUUUACUCAGGACGUUUAUGUUGGUCAGGUUUUGGAAAGUGCCCUAGCAGGCUGUGUGGUUCUCAGAGUUGUAGCCACCGAUCCAGACGUGGGACUGAAUGGUGACAUCACCUACAGGUUCAGCCAAGCAGUCAGUGACAGCCAAUUGCCUUUCAAAAUUGAUAACAUGAGUGGUGAAAUUCGUGUCACAAAUGCCCUGGAUUUUGAGAUCACACAGAAAUAUGAGUUCAGUGUGCUGGCAACUGAUGGUGGGGGCAUAUCGGCCAUGUGCAAUGUAGUCGUGGAGGUGGUGGAUGUGAACGACAAUGCACCAGAGGUGGUGGUGAGUUCCUUCAGCAGCCCCCUCCCCGAGAACCCGGAGCCUGGGACAGUGGUAGCUGUAUUUGCAGUGAGGGACCGGGAUUCUGGUGUGAAUGGGGAGAUCAGCUGUGCCCUUGAAGACCAGGUCUUCUUCUCCCUAAGGCCAGCCUAUAAGAAUUACUAUGAGUUAGUGACAGUGACCACAUUGGACCGGGAAGAGACAGCUCAGUAUCUUGUGGUCAUCACAGCGGCAGACGCAGGUUCUCCUCCUCUCACCAGCACCCAAACCUUCACGGUGGACGUCUCUGAUGUCAAUGACAAUGCCCCUGUCUUCAACCAGACAUCAUACACCAUGUAUGUGCGAGAGAACAAUAUCCCUGGAGUGCUUGUUGGGGCUGUCAAUGCAGUGGACUCAGAUGCAGGACUCAAUGCCAAGGUGAUCUAUUCCCUGAGGCCUGUGCACCCCACUGAGCAGGACCCCUGCUCCUGCAUCUCCGUGAACUCAGAGAACGGACAUGUGUUUGUGCUGCGUCCACUGGACUAUGAGCAGGUGAGGCAGCUUGAGGUGCUGGUGAGUGCCACCGAUGCGGGGUCCCCUCCCCUCAGCACCAACGUCACCGUCCGCCUCCUCGUGGUGGAUGAGAACGACAAUGCCCCACUGGUGUUGCAUCCCGCACAGGACAGCAGCCCGCCAUCCAGUGAGCUGGUGCCAGCGUCAGCUGAGGUGGGGGAUCUGGUCACCAAAGUGGUGGCUGUUGAUGCGGACUCUGGUCAGAACUCGUGGCUUUCCUUCCACCUGCUGAGGGCUACAGACCCCGGGCUGUUUGCUGUGGGUAGCCAAAAUGGGGAGGUGCGUCUGAGGAGGCCAGUGACAGAGAGGGAUGCUGUGAAGCAGAAGCUCGAGGUGCUGGUGCGUGACAAUGGGCGGCCACCUCUGUCAGCCACUGCAGCACUGAACGUACUCUUGCUCAACGGCCUCUCACAGGAACACCUGCCACAGCAGGAGCUUGCUGUGCAGGAUGAAGACAGCUCCCUGACAAUCUAUUUAAUCGUUUCACUGGUCUUUGUCUCCCUCCUCUUCCUCACAUCUGUCGCAGCCUUUGUUGCUUGCAAGGUGUUCAAGAGAAAGGAGCUGAAAGGAGGGCACAUGCUGUAUGGCACGGGCAACUUUCAGAGCAGUCUGGCUGAUGGGGCUGCUGCUGGGACCCUUCCCCACGCCUAUUGCUACGAGAUCAACCUCACCACGGGGUCGGGCAACAGCGAGUUCAAGUUCCUGAAGCCCAUCCUCCCCAGCCUGCCACCACAGCACUCAGACACAGGCAGGGGUGUUGCUGACACAGAGGAUUUCCCUCCCAUCCCGAACUCCAUGGGGGAUGUAGCCCUGGACAUCUCUGGUACACCAUCUGUUGGACACUUUAAUGGCCUUCCCUUUAACUAGGUCUGAGUCCACGCAGUGGAAAGCUUAAUGCGUUGGAGCUGGAAGGGAUCUGGCUAAUGAUAUUCAGUCUUGUUUCCUGGAGAUUAAAUCUGCAUUUGUGAUUGGCUUCACAAGUGACCCUCUAACACUGUCUGAUGUACAUUUUUCUUCAACCCUCCAAAAAAUCAGAAAUAAAAAAUUGUUAGACAACUAAGGUCUUUCUUUUCAUGCAAUGAUGUGUUUCAGCUCUGAUACUGAGUUCUCCAAAGUGCUUCAUGAGCAAGGUUUGAUUCUGGUUCUCUGGCUAAAUGCUUGUCAUUAGGAAAAGCCUUGAGAAUCACCCUGUCUUAUUCUGUGCUGUAACAUAAUGUUGAGGUUGGGCAGAUGACAGUGCAGUAUAGCCCCUCUCCCUUGUCUGCAAUGUAAGAAAGGAGGUAGCUCUGUGUUUCACUGCAGAGCAAGUGCUACUCUUAUUCUUUGCUGAUUCCUGGAUCUCUCUGUGUGAGACAUGUGAGCACCAUGUGUUUUUGCACUGCAUUUUCUUCCACCUUUUUUGCCAAGAAGUAUAUUAUGUAUUGAGUUCUUCCAUCUCAUCUUAACCACGGCACAGCAAAAAUGUGCAAAGCCAGGCCUUGCAGUGGUUCAUCUGCUUUGGAUUGACCCAAAAUUAAAGGUGCACUAAUGAUUCCGUCAUGAAAGACAAGUUGACACAUCACCUCGGAAGACCUUUUGUCUACAGAUGGAACCAAGAAUGACUUUAAAGGUAGAAUUCAGCUUGGUGUCAUUGCAUUCAUUGCUGCCUGCCAGGGUUCCUCAAUGAAAGGGAAGUGCUGUCAUGGUCUGGUUUUCCAGAUAUUUGUUAGAAUGCUUACAUUUUCCUUUUUUCCCUUUCUCCUUUGGCUGUAUAUUUAAACUUUGUCUUACCAAUUCCCUUUAAUAAGGACUGACACCCAACCUAUAACAAUGGGUCAUUGGAAAGAAACUGUUAUGGGACUGGAUACUUAAACACCUGUAUAGUUGAACUGAUGUUUAAACUGUAUCCUUUUUAACCCAGCAUACCCUUGUCUGUAAUAGUGAAAUGAAAUAAAUGCCUGAGUGCCAUUCUGGCAAUAAAAAGGGUGCUGUUGUGGAGAGA
This is a messenger RNA of Anas platyrhynchos (mallard), 5370 nucleotides long. Lineage: Eukaryota; Metazoa; Chordata; Aves; Anseriformes; Anatidae. The record is from RefSeq and is a predicted model, not a curated record.